AUGCCAAUUGCUCGUGGUCGUGCUUUCCACAAGUUGGUCAAGAACAACGCGUACUUUAGUCGCUACCAGACCAAGUACAAGCGGAGACAGUCCGGCAAGACGGAUUACUACGCCCGCAAGCGCCUCAUCACCCAGGCCAAGAACAAGUACAAUGCGCCCAAGUACCGCCUCAUCGUCCGCUUCACCAACAAGGACAUUGUCAUGCAGAUCGUGUCGUCGGAGAUCACGGGCGACAAGGUCAUGGUGGCGGCCUACGCUCACGAGCUGAAGGCGUACGGCAUCAAGCACGGCCUGACCAACUGGGCCUCGGCCUACGCCACCGGUCUCCUGAUUGCCCGCCGUGCCCUGAGCAAGCUCGGCAUGGACAAGGACUUUGUCGGCGUCGAGGAGGCCGACGGUGAGUUCACCCUCACCGAGGCGGCCGAGACGGCCGAUGGCGAGCGCCGACCGUUCAAGGUGUUCCUCGACGUCGGUCUGGCCCGCACCUCGACGGGUGCCCGUGUCUUUGGCGCCAUGAAGGGUGCCUCGGACGGCGGCAUCUUCAUUCCCCACUCGGAGAAGCGAUUCCCCGGAUACGACAUGGAGUCCAAGGAGCUCGACGCCGAGACUCUCCGCAAGUACAUCUACGGCGGCCACGUCGCCGAGUACAUGGAGACGCUGGCCGACGACGACGAGGAGCGCUACGCGAGCCAGUUCCAGAAGUACAUUGACGACGACGUCGAGGCCGACGGCAUCGAGGACCUCUACACGGAGGCCCACGCCGCCAUCCGCGCCGACCCUUGGAAGAAGGUGGAGAGCAAGAACAAGAAGACCAAGGAGGAGUGGAAGGCCAUCUCGAAGAAGCACAUGGCCACCAAGCUCACCAAGGCCCAGAAGGACAAGCGUGUGCAGGAGAAGAUUCAGAAGAUCCUGGCGGAGGAGUAA
This is a messenger RNA of Drechmeria coniospora, 924 nucleotides long. RefSeq names its product 60S ribosomal protein L5. Gene Ontology annotation, cellular component: ribosome; cytosolic large ribosomal subunit. NCBI's taxonomy places the organism in Eukaryota, Fungi, Ascomycota, Sordariomycetes, Hypocreales, Ophiocordycipitaceae. The record is from RefSeq and is a predicted model, not a curated record. Gene Ontology annotation, biological process: translation; ribosomal large subunit assembly. Bases 1 to 924 code for a protein of 307 amino acids. The transcript has 3 exons. Gene Ontology annotation, molecular function: 5S rRNA binding; structural constituent of ribosome.